AUGAAAAACAUCCUUUCUAGGUAUACCCGUAUACCCCUAAACUAUAGGGCUUUCCUCUCGACCUUUUGUAGCCUUUAGGCUAGCUUACCCACAAAUUUAUAGCUUCGUUGUGUCAUUGUUAUGAGUUUGAUGGCUCGCAAUAAUUGGCAGGUUUUCAUUGUUUCACUGAGAGUGUGAGUUUUGUGACGUCAUAACGACAGUCUGGUCCCAUGGCUGAAGAAAGUUAAGGGACCUUGGUGCUCUACAGCCACUCUUUAUUCUCUUUCAUCGUUGUGGUUUUCUUGAAAUUGUUGCAGGUUUUGUGGGUGAGAUAGCAUUUAAGUUUGACGUAAAUUAAAUUUAAAGCACCCAUUUUGGUUGAAUCUUGGAUCGAAAAGGGUGGCAUUAAAGAUAGCAAAUGCAGACUCCAAAAACAAGCGUGAAGAGCUCUUCAGGCUCUGAAGGUGGUCGGAAGAUCUCUCCUCGAUCUGUUUCUUUAGAGACUAGACAAAAAACCACAGGUCGUGUUGUUCGACAACUCAAGACAAGUGGCCUUGAAGCAAACUCUUCUACAAGUAUUAGAACACCAAAAACAACAAGUAAUAAAACUCUUGAUCGCACAUCACCAAGAGGACUUGAUCCUGAGAAGAAACGUCAAGGGAGAGUUGCCGAACUUGAAACACAAAUUAGUCAACUGGAGGAUGCUUUAAGAACUGUUAAAGAUCAACUAAUUGUGUCUGAAUCAUGGAAAAAACAAGCCAAGUUAGACGCAGAAGAGUCGAGGAAAGAGCUUUUAGCCAUAACUUUAAAACUUGAAGAGUCUCAAAAGCUCUUGGCUUUGUCUUCUUCCCAUGAAACCCAUUCGAAUUACCUAUCAGCAGACGAGGAGAUACGUGUCUUGAAAGAGAAUAUGGCUCAACAGGUUUCGAUCAUGGAGGAAAUGAAGAACCAACUUGACGAUUCCAGAAGUUCAGAGUCUAAGGCCCAGACUUUAGCUAGCGAAACUUUACAACAACUCGAAACAGCAAAAAAAACAAUGGAGUCAUUAAAGACAAACAGUGAUGAUUACAACGCUAUUGUUUCGGAGCUACAGCAAUCAAGAGCACGCGUAAGUUCGUUAGAAUCGAUUAUUGAAGAAAUGAAUGCAAAAGAGAAACAAAGUGAAUCCAAAGAGAUUACUGAUUUGAAAGCUGAACUCGAAAAUUUGAAAUCUCGUCAAGCAUGGGAGAUUAAUGGCGAAUUGAGGAAGUCGAAAGAAGAUGUUGAUGCGUUGAGGGCGAAUUUGAUGGAUAAAGAGACCGAAUUGCAAUGUAUUCUUGAGGAGAACGAAGAUCUGAAUGCGAAACUGAAAAACUUGCGAGAAAACGAGGUGGGAAACACUUCAAAACAAGAUUUCGAGAGUUUAAAGUCGAAAUUGACGAGUUUAGAGACGGAAUUAAGCGAAAAGUGCGAUGAAAACGAGAUGCUGAAACUGGAAAUCAAGAAAAUGAAAAGCUCAACGGAGGCAAUGAAGAAGAACAAAGAUGAAGUUGCAAAUGUGACUGAACGAUUAGAGGCUGUGAAGAUGAGCAACUGUGAAAUGGAAGAAGAGUUGAGAAGGCUGAAAGUUCAGAUGAGUCAAUGGCGGAAGGCGGCGGAGGCGGCUACUGAUAUGCUUUGUGAUAAGAGCAGUGAUAACAAUGGGCGGAUGUUGGAGGAGAGAGCAUGGUCGAUGGGCCAUUUUAGCCCUAGGAAGAGGAUGAACAUGUGUUCACCUGGUAGUGUAGAGAUUGAUCAUGAUGAUGAUGAUGAUGAGUUUAUGAAGAGGAAAGAUGGUAAUAUGCUUAGAAGGAUUGGAGUGUUGUGGAAGAGGCCGCAGAACAAAUGAUCAUGAUAGAGAUGGUAUUGGUUGGAAUUUAAUUGAAAUUUUUAUGAACAUUUGUAAUUUUUUUAUUUUUAUUAUUAAAGAAGCAUUAUUGUAUUUUGAAAAUGCAAAUGGAGGCAACAACAUUGAAUAUUUCAACCAAUGGAAAUGUUAUUUAGGUGUAAA
Molecule: messenger RNA, 2008 nt
Organism: Lactuca sativa (garden lettuce)
Lineage: Eukaryota; Viridiplantae; Streptophyta; Magnoliopsida; Asterales; Asteraceae
Product: interactor of constitutive active ROPs 3
Source: RefSeq, a predicted model, not a curated record